AUGAAAGAAUUUAAACCCAAUACUGGAUUUACUGGAUGGGGUACUGAAAAUGGAACUCCGUACUGUUUGAUUGCUAAUCUCAAAUUCAAGGCUUGCUGCGGUACUAACGUGUGCGGAACUUGUGGUAAAGGGUACGUCGAUCAAGCGUGGAAGUACUGGGUUGAUCAUGGUCUGGUUUCGGGAGGAGAUCACAACUCCAACGAAGUAAGUACUACUGGUACCACUUUUCUUAUACGACGGUUUUUGAACAAGGGUGGUCUACCGUACCUUGACACCAACUCUCACGCCUGUCAGACGUCUUGUACGAACACCAACUACACCAAGUCAUACCGUGCGGACAAACACUACGGAAAAGAGUACUACAGACUGUCGAACGCAGUGGAACAAAUUCAAACCGAAAUUAUGAAUCAUGGACCGGUGGAAGUUACCUUUACGGUGUACACUGAUUUUUACAACUACAAGUCGGGGGUUUAUGUACACACUUCUGGAUACGCUAAUGAAGGACAUGCUGUCAAAGUUAUUGGAUGGGGUACCGAAAAUAACACCCCGUAUUGGCUGAUUGCUAACUCGUGGGGCACCGGAUGGGGUGACUUGGGAGGAUUUUUCAAAAGACUGAGAGGCCAGAACCAUUGUGGGAUUGAAUCGGUGGUGUACGGUGGUACGCCGGUAAGGUACUACGGGUAGAGCACACAUUGUGUCAAUUUGUAGU
Messenger RNA from Zophobas morio, 709 nucleotides. RefSeq names its product cathepsin B-like cysteine proteinase 3. NCBI's taxonomy places the organism in Eukaryota, Metazoa, Arthropoda, Insecta, Coleoptera, Tenebrionidae. Gene Ontology annotation, molecular function: cysteine-type endopeptidase activity. Gene Ontology annotation, cellular component: lysosome. The record is from RefSeq and is a predicted model, not a curated record. The transcript has 3 exons. Bases 1 to 684 code for a protein of 227 amino acids.